CUUUCGUCAACCGAUGAUUCCUUUGCUGCAAUCCGGAAGGCUUUGGAUGCCGUAAUAACAGCUAUGGAGAGUUCAGCUGUUACAAACAUGGAGAGUUCUGUGGUUCCAGUAAAGUCCAGUGACAUAACGGAGAUGAGUACACCUGCUUCUACAGCAACACUACAAAUUGGAGCUGUAAAGAAAAGGAAAUGGCAACAGAAAAGGGAAGCAAUUUCAACUCAACCUAACCGGAAACACCCUAAGAGAAUGUGCAUAUUUUGCAAUGAAGAACAUUACAGCGAGGAUUGUACCAAAUUUAACACAUAUAAGGAGAGGAUUGGGAAGCUUAAAGAUAGGUGUUAUGUGUGCUUCCAAAUAGGACACCGUGCCUCCAAGUGUACCAGAAGGAGGAAAUGUGUACAUUGCUCUAGGAUGCAUAAUAGAGCCCUUUGCCGGCAGAAGGUGCAGAGGGACAGCAGUAACCCAAGUAAAGACAACGGAGGGGAGAAGUCUGAGCAUUAGGCUUUUACUUGAUUGUGGAAGUCAACGAUCUUACAUUACAAAUAGAAUAGCAAAAUUAUUACGAAUCAAACCUGAUGGAGAAGAUUGUUUGAUGAUUUAUACAUUUGGAUCAGAGAAGCCCAGAGAAAUGUCAUGCCCAUAUGCAACAGUAACUGUAGUGAGUAAACGUAAUGUUGAAAGAUUGAUUAGAGUAAAUAUAGUCCCAUACAUCACCGCAGAGAUACCUAUGGCUAAGGUAGAGUCACCAAUGAUAGAUAUCUUGGCUGACGACGCUUCUACCGGUGAAGGCAUUGAUAUGUUGAUUGGAAAUGAUUUAUACUUUUCAUUUAUCAGAAAGAGUGUUGAUUUGGGAAAUAAUACCUUUCUUGUGGAUUCUGAUUUUGGUUGGUUCCUCGCAGGAAGUGCUACUAACAGCAGGGAAGGGGAGACUCUAUCAGUGGCUACAUAUUGCCAGUGCCAUGAAAUCAA
Cydia pomonella (codling moth) is the source of this 969-nucleotide messenger RNA. RefSeq lists its product as uncharacterized. Gene Ontology annotation, molecular function: zinc ion binding; nucleic acid binding. The transcript has 2 exons. The record is from RefSeq and is a predicted model, not a curated record. Bases 64 to 501 code for a protein of 145 amino acids. NCBI's taxonomy places the organism in Eukaryota, Metazoa, Arthropoda, Insecta, Lepidoptera, Tortricidae.